AUUGACACGGUAGAGCGAUGGUAGCGACGCCCAAGUUCCAUGUGACGCAGGACGCCGCGUGGGUGUUUGUGCAUGUGCAUGUGCCUUUUGUACGCGUGUCGGACAUGGAGUUCUACGUAGACGGCUUCGAUUUUACGUUCUUCUGUAAACCGUACUUGCUCAAGCUGCACUUCCCGCACGAGGUGGUAGACGACGAGUUGGCCAAGGCUGUGUACGAUCCCAACAAGGAUAAUGGUACCAUUGUGGUGCAUCUACCCAAGAAGGAGCCCGGGCAGGACUUCCCAGACCUCGACAUGCUCACAAAGUUGCUGCAACCGCAACGGCCUCCAGUUGAUGUUAAAUCCGACAAGCAACGGAAAUCACCACUAAUUGAAGUGCUGGAUUCAUCGAGUUCUGCGCCAAUUGGGACUUUCCAAGAGGAAAACGAUAGACUCAAUGCGCUGAUCGAUGGUAAGCCGAUACCCAGCACAACCGAACCUUCCGCUGAUCAGGUACAGACGGACUCAUCGCUCCUGGAUCUCGAGUCCUCGGCAACAAAGAGCGUUAGCUCGAUUAAGCUCGAUGCAGGAAACGAUGCCGCCGAGUCGAUUGGCGUGCGUGUCACUGACCUCGCGCCUUCGUACGGAUUCAACAAUGCGUACAGUGAUUUUUUUCGCGUAUGGCAUGGCGAAGUGAGCGAAAUUUUGUCACUACCUGACCCGGAACAUAUUCAACCUGAACAGCGACGUAUCCUUCGCGAGAGCGCCGAGGAGCAAAUGUUUGACAUUGAGCGAUACCUCAUGGACUUCGCAAACCAAGGAGAUGACAUGUACUUCGAGCUGGCCAUGGCGUACGAGCCUUUCUGGACCAAAUACCCCGUCCUGCCACCCGCAGACAUUCGAAAGACUAUUACAGAAGUGAAGACGACGAAACCUCUAAUUGUCGAGGUUGACCCGGACGUCAACUGUGUGAGUGACAACAUCAAGAUUAUGUCGCUGGACACCACUGCACUUCAACCUCCUCCAGCGCCUUCCUCGGAGUCAUCGGUCACAUUUACUGAUGCAGAGCAGGAAUUAUUGCUUCGACUUCCUCGAAAAGAGUUUCUGCUUCCAGAGGGGAGCCCCGAAGAGAAAUUGGUAGUCGGAGGUCUCGUCGAUAUCCUCAUCGGCUUUGCUUACGAGCAGUUGACUACCCAGGGCGACAGUGGAGUGGAGUCCACUUGGACGGUGAGCAUUGUGAGCCCGACGUUGUCGUGGCUGGACUCGAACGCAGACCUGCGCGCCGUUGUACGCUCAACUGUACGUCGUAUGAUCACGUUUCCAUUCUUGCGGCAAUACGAUCUGGCCAUGCGCUGUAUGCGUGAAGCGAGCGAGAUCUUGAAGCGUGGGAAGCGUGUCGUACUUCGGGCGCUGCUGACACUGCACCGAAUUGUCGAGAAGUCCGAGACGCAGUAUCUGCUCAACUCGCUCUACAUUCAGGACUACUGCGUGUGGAUCCAGUCUGUCAGUGAUGAACGUCUUCAGCGUGUUAGUGCCACGCUGGAUACCCACAUCGCUGCGUUCACAAAGAGUGAAACAGGCUGGGCCUUGGAAGAGCUCGAAAAAAGUCUCUUUGAAGCCGAUGAUAAUGAAGGUGAAGCAACUUCCAGCUCUGACUCGGAAUCCUACGACGACAGUGAGGAGGAAUCGUCUAGUGGAGAAGAGUCGAGCGAUGACAGCAGUAGCGACGAAGAGGUUGAUGAAAAGACUGAUGUGGAGACACUGAAGCCUUGACGAGAUAGGCACUUGACAAGCACGUCAUGUAUAAUUAGUGAAGCGAAGACGCUUACAAAAAUAUAGUUUUUGUGUGUAAAGCACCGCUUUUGACUCGCAACG
Molecule: messenger RNA, 1853 nt
Organism: Phytophthora nicotianae INRA-310
Lineage: Eukaryota; Oomycota; Peronosporomycetes; Peronosporales; Peronosporaceae
Exons: 3
Coding region: 18-1751 (577 amino acids)
Biological process (GO): box H/ACA snoRNP assembly
Cellular component (GO): nucleoplasm; cytoplasm
Source: RefSeq, a predicted model, not a curated record